AUGAGCGCAUCCUUUGAGGAGCCGGCCCCUCUACCAGGGAACUGGCCCGUGGACCCCCAGGAGGAUACGCCCAUUUCAGAGAAUCGUGUUUGGGUCGACGGAUGUUUUGACUUUAGCCAUCAUGGACAUGCGGGAGCUAUGCUUCAAGCCCGUAAGCUAGGCAAAGAACUAUUCGUGGGCGUACAUUCGGACGAAGCAAUCCUGGAGAACAAGGGACCAACGGUGAUGACUUUGGAAGAACGUGUCGCUGCAGUAGAGGCGUGCCGCUGGGCAUCUCGGUGUAUUCCCUGUGCCCCAUACGUAACGUCGCUUCCCUGGGUGUCUCAUUACGGCUGCCAGUAUGUCGUUCACGGCGACGACAUCACCUCUGAUAGCAACGGCGACGACUGUUACCGGUUUGUCAAAGCAGCAGGACGCUUCAAAGUGGUCAAACGAACCCCUGGGAUCUCCACAACAGAUCUUGUUGGCCGUAUGCUCUUGUGUACCAAGAGUCAUUUCAUAAAAUCCGUCGAGGCUACGCUUGCCGGGGAAGAAGGCUCCAGAAACUGGGAGGAACGAAAGGAAUUCGCCGCGGAUCUUAUGCAACGGAUUAAGGAUUAUGCCACCGAUGAGACUGGACUACAACCUGGACCUCAGGUUUCGACUUGGUCUGGUUCGAGUCUAGCCAAACUUGACGGCAAUGUUGAGGAAGCAGGGACAUUUGAGAGUCUUGUUCAUGGGAAGCCUCCAAAGCCUGGGCAGCGGAUUGUUUACGUUGACGGUGGCUUUGACCUUUUUUCAUCUGGUCACAUCGAGUUCCUUAGACAGGUCUUAGCCCAAGAGGAGACAGACGGUCACAAGCGUGACUGGUAUAACCCUGAACAGAAGAAAAGCAGAUUGGAAGAAUCCGGCGAGGACUAUCCUCCAGCUUAUAUCAUCGCCGGUAUCCAUGAUGAUGAUGUGAUUAACAAGUGGAAGGGACUCAAUUAUCCGAUCAUGAACAUCUUUGAGCGUGGACUCUGUGUUCUCCAAUGCCGUUAUAUCCAUGCCGUCGUCUUUUCGGCUCCCUUUUCUCCAAGUCAACCUUACCUUGAGAACAUGCCAUUUGGUGUCCCCGACGCCGUUUAUCACGGCCCAACAACGUUUAUUCCGCUUACAUAUGAUCCCUAUACUGCCCCAAAGAAAAUGGGCAUUUUCAGGGAGACCGAGUCCCAUGCCUUCCAGCAUGUGAAUGCUGGCGAAAUCGUUGAUCGGAUCCUAAAGAGUCGAGAAGCAUAUGAAGAAAGGCAGCGCGCCAAGUUGCAGAAAGGCGCCAUCGAAGACUUGGCCAAGGCAAAGGAAGAGACAGCAUAA
Messenger RNA from Aspergillus chevalieri, 1332 nucleotides. RefSeq names its product ethanolamine-phosphate cytidylyltransferase. The coding region runs from base 1 to 1332 and encodes 443 amino acids. Gene Ontology annotation, biological process: phosphatidylethanolamine biosynthetic process. NCBI's taxonomy places the organism in Eukaryota, Fungi, Ascomycota, Eurotiomycetes, Eurotiales, Aspergillaceae. The record is from RefSeq and is a predicted model, not a curated record. Gene Ontology annotation, molecular function: ethanolamine-phosphate cytidylyltransferase activity. Gene Ontology annotation, cellular component: cytoplasm. The transcript has 4 exons.